UUUAGUCCCGAUCAAUUGAAGUUUAGAAAUGUCCGAAGCAAUCUCCCAUGGAAGUGAUAACGGGAGUGAUUCCAGUCUUAUCAAAGGCAAGGUGAUCGACAUGAAGGGAUAUGGAACGCCACGCCGCGCUUUGGGUGAUUUGAAAAAUGUAUUCGCAACACCGGUUAGUGCUGCCAUCAAACGAAGAAUUCCAGAAAAGUCACAGUCGUCAUUCGAUGUUUUUCAUGCAAAGGAAACCAAUAAAGAUGAGAGAAAUAUAGUUUCUGCUCCAGAAACUGAAGAUUUCAAUCCAUUACAAGAAGUUGACGAUAAUAUCGAGAAGUUCAACUUCGAAGAACGCGCAGAGACAUAUGAAGAGAUAUUUCCUAAACCAGAACAAAGGAUUGAUGUAGCCGAUCUGUUGCACAGCGUGCAAAGCGACGAUCGCUUCCUGCGAAGUCUUUUCAGCGAAUUAUUGGAUGAAGACAGUCUCAAAUUGUUAAAUGAAAAAAAUCCAAUAACAAAUGGAGAAUGUGACAAAGCGCUUACCGAAAUCCUUGGUGUUGAAAUAUACGAAAAAUAAUUCGAUUAUUACAUUGUGACUGAAAUGUUUUGAAGCUUGUACUAAUUGUCAUUUUUUGGAUUGUCCUUUUUGAAUUUAGUAGUUUUUAUAUUUGCUUUUUCCUCUUGAUAGUUUUGAAACGAUAUCCUUUUACAUGUUCUCGGGUUUUGCCUGAAAUUUUUGGCCUUAAUUACGAAAGAUGAAAGGAUUGGAAAUCGGC
This is a messenger RNA of Loa loa (African eye worm), 761 nucleotides long. RefSeq lists its product as hypothetical. Bases 29 to 562 code for a protein of 177 amino acids. The transcript has 5 exons. The record is from RefSeq and is a predicted model, not a curated record. NCBI's taxonomy places the organism in Eukaryota, Metazoa, Nematoda, Chromadorea, Rhabditida, Onchocercidae.